UGGGCGCAAACGCCUACCAAAGGCCGCAAAGUGCCCAACAAUAUAUCCAUGUCAUCCCCCGGAGCAGGGCGACGAUAAGCUUAAAGCAACUGUACCAUUUUACAUGCUCAAACCUUAACUCAAACCCCAAAAAAAAAAAUAUUGAAGCCACAAUUUGCUCCGUUUAGAAAUCUCAGCGUAUUCUUAUACAUAUAGGAUACACAUUUUGCAUAUUUAAAGCAGAAAAGUUGCUCGCAAGACGCGACCAACCCCCAGAAAGAAGCACUUAAUUCAAUAAUAAAUUGCCGCCACACUGAAGGGCAGCAGCAGCAGCUAAGGCAAGCCCCGAAUCAACCCAGUCAGAGCCCACAGAUAACCAAGUUACAGCUCAGCUUUGUUUAGCUCCGGGUGCGAGGCCACGGGCCGGGGGGCCAGAGACCAGCCCAGCCCAGCCCGGCCCAGGCCAGCCCAGUUUUGCGCCUCAGAGACAACAACUUUUAUCAAAUUGCGUAUAAGGGGGUUUGUCGGUAGGUAAGCGUAAAAUUCAUAAUCAUGAAUGCUUCGCUUAAACUUCCACCCCGUUGGGAGUUACAAAAGCAAAAAAACAAAAAUAUAGAUACUUCCCCACAUAUAUACUUAAUGCUGGGAAUAUGCACGUUAAAAGCGAAAGUCAAGGAAGCUACCAUUUCGAUGGAAUACACGAGUACAUUAUAUACAAGCCUGCGAGUGUGUGCGUGAGUAUCUGUGUAUCUGAGUCUGCGUGAGCGGCCAUUGUUGUGCGCUGCGAAAAACAACCCUGAAGCGUGCCUCUCGCUCACACAGACAGAUAGCCAGCAAAUCGAUGAAUGGAGCGGCCGACGUAUGUGUGUGUGUGUGCGUGCCUAGGUAGGCCGCUAGGUAGGCCUACUGGCCAGGACCUUUGCGUCGAAUGAAAGAAAAAAAAUCUCUUUAAAUUGUGCGCCGCUCGGCCGGGAGAGUUCAGUUCGAGUUGAGAUCUUGUAACGCACACACACAGCUCCGGCUACGCAAUUGCACCGCCAACUGUUCCUCCGCCCAAUUAACGCAGUGAUUCUCUAAAUUUAAAACGAAAAAAACACAGUAAAAAAAACGAAACGAAAUAUGUCGACAAUUAAUAUGCACCCACCGCAAACGUAUUCGCGCCUGUUCCGUCCCUGGGAUACGCAACGCCAAACGCCAGCGCCGCCCGCUCGGACCGUGAAACGUGAACGUGAACCCGAAACGGUGACCAUCAAAACGGAGCUGCCCAGCAGCAGCAGCAGCAACAGUAGAUGCUGCUAUGGUCAGGAUAGCGACCGCGAGUCCUCCUCAUCCUCGUCGAGCAGCAGCAGCAGCAGCACCAGCAGCAAAUCCAGCUACGAGGAUGGCCUCAACAGCAGCUACACGCGCACCUCGACUCCCCUGCUGGAUGCCGCGCCGCAGCCAACGUUUCCGGCUGCCUCGGCGGUGGCGCCACAGCCACAGUUGUCGCCGCAGCCAGCACCGUUUAUGCCCGCCAGCGAGCUGUACUAUGCCGCAGCAGCAGCAGCUGCCGCCGCUGCCAAUACACCGGCCGCCGCUGCCUUUGGCAUGGAUCCAUUCACCCUGGGCCUGAUGGAGCAGGAGUACGCUCGUGUCAUGGCCGAGGAUGCGCAGCUAAAGGCGCUGAAUGCACGCAAACAGCGGCCAAAGAAAUUCAAAUGCCCGCACUGUGAUGUCGCCUUCUCCAACAAUGGCCAGCUGAAGGGACACAUUCGCAUACACACCGGCGAGCGACCCUUUAAGUGCGACGUGGAAACCUGCGGCAAGACCUUCACACGCAACGAGGAGCUGACCCGGCACAAGCGCAUCCACUCGGGACUGCGUCCGUAUCCGUGCAGCGCAUGCGGCAAGAAGUUCGGUCGUCGCGAUCAUCUCAAGAAGCACAUGAAGACGCAUAUGCCGCAAGAGCGCCAGCUGGGACCGGCCAUCUUUAUGCCCAUGUAUCCAUAUUUGUAUGGCUACUAAACAGUUGACCAGCAGCUGCUCCAGCGAUCUGUGAAUCCGCGGGCUACAAGCCCAAAUAUCUACCAACGACAACAACAACAACUCAAGAAGCAACUCAAUGCCGGCCAAGAAAUACUCUACCUCAGGCGUACCUGGCGCAAACUGGCGCAGACAACACACACACACACACACACACACGAAACAAACAAAAACUACCUCAGCACCAAUCUAAGCCAAACAAUCAUGAAGACGAUAUUUAUAGAUAUCCGUGACGAUAUAUGCAAAUAUUGAGCUAUUUAUUUUUUAAUGAAUAUUUACAUUUCCACUACGUGACGUGAGGUAGAAGCGUCGAAAAAAACCCCACACAUGUGUAAAUAAAAAUCCUUAAGUGAUCCUUUCUCAUA
Molecule: messenger RNA, 2366 nt
Organism: Drosophila montana
Lineage: Eukaryota; Metazoa; Arthropoda; Insecta; Diptera; Drosophilidae
Gene: hkb
Product: huckebein
Exons: 2
Coding region: 1099-1983 (294 amino acids)
Biological process (GO): regulation of transcription by RNA polymerase II
Molecular function (GO): RNA polymerase II cis-regulatory region sequence-specific DNA binding; DNA-binding transcription factor activity, RNA polymerase II-specific
Source: RefSeq, a predicted model, not a curated record